This is a messenger RNA of Fimicolochytrium jonesii, 405 nucleotides long. Its product is annotated as histone H2A.1. Gene Ontology annotation, cellular component: nucleosome. Gene Ontology annotation, molecular function: DNA binding; structural constituent of chromatin; protein heterodimerization activity. The record is from RefSeq and is a predicted model, not a curated record. The transcript is spliced from 2 exons. The coding region runs from base 1 to 405 and encodes 134 amino acids. NCBI's taxonomy places the organism in Eukaryota, Fungi, Chytridiomycota, Chytridiomycetes, Spizellomycetales, Powellomycetaceae.
AUGGCUGGAGGAAAAGGCAAAUCGGGUGGCGACAAGAACACCGUCAAGGCCGGAAAGUCUCGCUCGUCCAAGGCCGGUCUUCAGUUCCCCGUCGGUCGUAUCCACCGUCUGCUCAGGAAAGGAAACUACGCUCAGCGUGUCGGUGCUGGCGCACCAGUGUACCUCGCGGCGGUCCUCGAAUACCUCGGCGCCGAAAUCCUCGAGCUGGCUGGCAACGCCGCUCGCGACAACAAGAAGACCCGUAUCAUCCCGCGCCACCUGCAGCUCGCCAUCCGCAACGACGAGGAGCUCAACAAGCUGCUCGGCAACGUCACCAUCGCCCAGGGCGGUGUCUUGCCAAACAUCCACAACAUCCUCUUGCCCAAGAAGACCAAGGGUGGAAAGGGUACCCAGGAGUCCCAGUAG